AUGGCUCCCAAAUCCGAUAGCACCGAAGCUAUCGUGCUCAACUUCGUGAAUGAGCAAAAUAAACCAUUGAAUUCUCAAAAUGUGGCUGACUCGUUGCAAAAGUUCAACCUGAAAAAGGCAGCCGUACAGAAAGCACUGGAUAAUCUUGCGGAUAAUGGGAAAAUUUCGUUUAAGGAGUAUGGUAAGCAGAAGAUAUAUAUUGCUCAGCAAGACCAGUUUGACAUUCCGAACAGCGAAGAGCUUAAUCAAAUGAAGGAAGAAAAUGCUAAACUGCAGCAACAGCUGGAUGAGCAGAAGAGAGGAAUUAGUGAGGUCGAGGGAGAAAUUAGAACCUUGAAGUUGAAUCUGACACUGGACGAGAUACGUGAUAGAGAAGCCAAGCUGAGGAAGGAGGUAAAAGAAAUGGAUGACAAAUUGGUAAAACUGCGCAAUGGAGUUACCUUGAUCAGGCCAGAAGAGCGGAAGGCAAUUGAGGAAAUGUAUUCAGAGAAAUUAAGUCAGUGGAGAAAGCGGAAAAGGAUGUUCAAGGAUGUGUGGGAUGCUAUAACUGAGAACUCACCCAAGGAUCUAAAAGAAUUCAAGGAGGAACUUGGCCUUGAAUAUGAUGAAGAUGUUGGUGUGAGCUUGCAGUCAUUCAGUGACCUGCUGCAACCUGGCAAGAAGCGAGCCAGAGGCCAGUAA
This is a messenger RNA of Dovyalis caffra, 681 nucleotides long. The record is from the annotation of a GenBank genome assembly. NCBI's taxonomy places the organism in Eukaryota, Viridiplantae, Streptophyta, Magnoliopsida, Malpighiales, Salicaceae.